AUGGGCGCGGACCGAAACCUUGCUGAAGACACAGCGUCGAUUGCUGAAUUCCUCGCGGAAGAAAUCGGUCGGUCGAUCAAAAAACCCAUCGCAUCGUCGCAGUAUGACGACGCUUUUUCCUCCUUCGAGUUGGACUCGCUUCAGGCUGUCGGUCUCAUCGGCGAGGCGGAAACACAUCUCGGUAUCGAGAUCUCCCCAACGAUGGUUUACGACCACCCCACCAUCAACAAACUGGCAUCAGCUCUCGCCAGUAUGGUUAAUGCCACUUUAGGCGCAGAUGACCCGCAACCUUUGAAAACUCAGCCGAGUACGCCUGCGGACGAUCCGUCGACUCACGGAGACGCGCCCGUUGCACGGGUGGCGGAGACGAAACCGGCAUCCGCCAUCGCGAUUAUCGGGAUGGAGGUGCGCGUUCCCGGUAGGGCGGGAGUCGCGGAUUUCUGGACGUCUCUUAAAGAGGGUCAAAGUCACAAUGUAAACAUCGAUCCGGCGCUUUUUUGCUAUGUCAGAUGUCGAAGCCGCAACAAGCGACCCGCAACAUCGAUUUCUCUUGAAGCGACGGAGCAGGCAUUCAGGGAUGCCGGCAUCAACCCCGACAACCUGAAGGGACGGCGUGUCGGCGUCUUUAUCGGCAUCAGCGCUCAGGAUUUUGCCUUCGUAAGUGUCAGGCAGCCUAAUGCUUUCUCGGGAUUGGGAAGUGCCAGCAGCAUCGCGGCCAACAGGCUUUCCUAUUUUUAUGAUCUGCGUGGGCCAAGCGUUGCUGUGGAUACGGCGUGUUCAUCCUCGCUGGUUGCGCUCGAUCUCGCAAAAAAAUCUCUUCAGGAUGGUGGAUGUGAGCUUGCCGUUGUCGGUGGCGUUAAUCUUGCCGCGACCGGGCAUCUGCAUCAUGCGCUUGUCAAAGCAGGCAUGCUUGCACAAGACGGGCGCUGCAAAACCUUUGAUGCUGGAGCUGAUGGCUAUGGGCGGGGGGAAGGGUGCGUUGUCCUCGUCCUCAAGCCUGAGGACGCUGCCCGUGACGACGGAGAUCGGAUCUAUGCACGCAUUGCGGGCUGCGCUGUCAAUCAGGACGGGCGCAGCAACGGUAUCACGGCCCCCAACGGACCCUCUCAGGUUCAUGUCAUCAAGGAUGCCAUUCGGGAUGCAGGCAUCAGUAUCGAUGAG
Galendromus occidentalis (western predatory mite) is the source of this 1161-nucleotide messenger RNA. RefSeq names its product phthiocerol synthesis polyketide synthase type I PpsA-like. The annotation marks the transcript as partial. Gene Ontology annotation, biological process: fatty acid biosynthetic process. Gene Ontology annotation, molecular function: fatty acid synthase activity; phosphopantetheine binding; 3-oxoacyl-[acyl-carrier-protein] synthase activity. Lineage: Eukaryota; Metazoa; Arthropoda; Arachnida; Mesostigmata; Phytoseiidae. The transcript is spliced from 2 exons. The record is from RefSeq and is a predicted model, not a curated record.